Messenger RNA from Candidozyma duobushaemuli, 330 nucleotides. RefSeq names its product Sdc1p (gene SDC1). The record is from RefSeq and is a predicted model, not a curated record. Lineage: Eukaryota; Fungi; Ascomycota; Pichiomycetes; Serinales; Metschnikowiaceae. Bases 1 to 330 code for a protein of 109 amino acids. The transcript has a single exon.
AUGUCGGCUCCAGAGAAUCCACAGAAUGGCCAAGGCGUCACAGUCGAUUCAAUGCUUUCUGAAAAUCAGGCUCCGGAAGUGAAGCGUGAGGAGUCCCCUCCAGCCAAAAAACUCAAAACUGAGAGCUCUGUUCCAAAGCAUAAAGAUGCACCAGUCCACGAAAUUGUCGGUGGUUCUUCAGUCAGACAGUACUUGAACAAGCAUUUGACUCAGCAUCUACUAGAGGGACUCAAGAAGGUUAGCAAGGAGAAGCCAGAGGAUCCAUUGGCGAGCUUGGGUCAGUUCUUGAUUCAGCGUUCUGACGAGCUCAAGAAGGCUGAAAACGAGUGA